AUGAAGGAAGGGGGGAAGAAAUCGGGGGGUAAAUUGAAGGAAGACGGACAUAACAGUCUAUCAAAGGAAUCCACGGCUCCUCGCAAAAAGAAGCAGUGUGCGGUACCAGCUGGGAAAGAUGUUUCCAUGCAUGCCUUGCCACAAGAUUUCAUUGAAAAGCAGAGAGCGUACUUUGCCGAGAUUGAUGCAUUUGAACUGCCAGAAGAGGAGGUCGAUUCAGUAGAUUAG
This is a messenger RNA of Prunus armeniaca (apricot), 228 nucleotides long. Lineage: Eukaryota; Viridiplantae; Streptophyta; Magnoliopsida; Rosales; Rosaceae. The record is from the annotation of a GenBank genome assembly.